UCGUCCUCUGCAGGCCUGCUGCUCUCUGCUGCAGAGAGGGGCUGCGUGACGUCAGUGAAGGCUGUAGCGGUUCCUUGGUUGAAGCGGAAAAAAAAUGGGGAGAAGAUUGCGAGGACCUCAGGCAGGGGAACUCUGACGGAUGAAGUGAAAAGACCAGUUGAAUGUUGCCACUAUGCGUGGUCAUGUGACUGAGCUGGACUCUUCCAUAGCACAUGGGAUCUCUCUUCCUCCUGCUGACUUGUCGUUGUCGCCCUGUUGCCCUGUUUUCACCAUGAGAGGAUCCGUCAAAUGCUUGACCUCUGUGCCCUCAGCGGUCUACUGGCGUUACCGCUGUGCCGCGUGAGCACCCCUUCUCCUCUGGCAGUUACUGCACGGAAUGGCCUCUCUGGACCUGCCAUACCGCUGUCCUCGCUGCGGGGAGCACAAGCGCUUCCGAAGCCUCUCGUCCUUACGUGCCCACCUGGAAUACAACCACACGUACGAGACCCUCUACGUCCUCUCCAAAUCCAACAGUGUGUGCGACGCUGCUGCUCUGCUGCCUCUAGUGGCUGAGGGAGCUCUUCUCGCACCCGCCAACAACAACGACCCUUUCGAGCCGCUGAGGCCUUCAGCUUUAAAGGAGCGGCGCUUCCCUUGUCGUGAGCUUCCUUGUGCGGAUGACUUGAGUUUGACCCCGGCUAACUCCAACACUGCAGCCUGCUAUAUUCCCAAUGUGGAGUUUCCACUGGGAGAGAUUUUUAUGAAGAAAGCCAUGACAUCUGCAGACCCAGGUCCUCAUGGAAACCACAGCACAGCUGUAGCAGUGGCAGCUAAUGUAGCGGCUAGUGCAGUGGAGGCGGCGUAUGAGGAGGGCCUGGCCAGGCUGAAGGCUCGAGCGUUUGAACGGCUGGAGCUGGAUGAAAGGCUGGAGAAGCUUUCUGAAGAGGUGGAGCAGAAAAUAGCAUCCCGCGUAGGUCGUCUUCAGUCAGAGCUGGAGAGGAAGAGCUCCGAGCUGGAGCGGGCCAAGCUGGAGAGCGACCAGCUCAGCCAGGAGAAACAAGACCUGGAGGACAAGGCCUCCGAGCUCUCUCGGCAGGUGGACGUCUCUGUGGAAAUGCUCGCCAACCUCAAACAGGACCUGGUGAACAAGGAGCAGGAGCUCAAUCACAAACAACAGGAAGUCGCCCAGAUUGACCAGUUCCUUCAGGAGACGGCGGCACGCGAAGCCAAUGCCAAGGUGCGGCUGCAGCAGUUCAUCGAGGAGCUGCUGGACCGAGCGGACCGCGCCGAAAAACAGCUGCAGAUCAUCAGCAGCUGUGGCACGACACCGAACGGAAGCCUGGGACGCUGCAGCCUGCAGGCCUCAAAGGGCAAUGGACGCCAGAGAAACUCCAGCAACUCUGGGAGCACAAGAGGCAUGUACCAAGUGUCAGAGCGACGUUCGUCCCCCAGCACGGGAGCGUCAGGUCGGAUCAAGUCCGUCUCACAGGGCUCUGGAGGUUACGACAGUGACAGCGUGGAGAUGCAUGCCAUGGAGGACUGUCCCGACGCUCAGUACUACAUGCAGUGCCGGCUGGGUGAGGGCGGUUACGAGCGAUCCACUGGAUGUGGCGGUGGUGGGUCGAGGAACUGGGGUCUUCGUAAACAGGCUAUCCAGAACUGGCAGCGGCGACCUUACAGGAACAGCACUGAAGGAGAGGAAGGAGACGUGUCCGACGUGGGUUCCCGGACCACUGAGUCUGAGGUGGAGAUGUGGGAACAAGAGAGGAGAGCUGUGGCUGAAGUGCAGCAGUCGGCCCCUCCCUAUUCUCACCACGGCAGGUCAGGAUAUCGCCCUAACACAGGUCGGUCUGAUGGGGUCUACAACAAGCCAUGCCGCCAUGAAAAGAGCCCGUCCAGAUCCAACGAGGUGAUCAGUCCAGAGAUCCUGAAGAUGCGUGCAGCUCUCUUCUGCAUCUUCACCUACCUGGAUACUAAAACCCUGCUGAGAGCGGCUGAGGUCUGCCGUGACUGGAAGUUUGUGGCUCGUCACCCGGCUGUGUGGACCAGAGUGCUGCUAGAGAACGCUCGCAUUUCUUCCAAGUUCCUGAGCACGUUGUCUCAGUGGUGCACUCAGACGCACUCACUCAUCCUUCAAAACCUCAAACCAAGACAGAGGUGCAAGAAGGAAACCAAGGAGGAAUACCUUAAAAGCACACGUGGCUGUCUGGAGGAAGGUCUGGAGGCGUUGUUAAAGGCCACAGGAAGUAACCUUCUGAUACUGAAGAUUUCACACUGCCCCAACCUGCUGACUGACCGCUCCCUCUGGCUGGCCAGCUGCUACUGCCGAGCUUUGCAGGCUGUAACCUACAGAAGUGCUACAGAUCCAGUCGGUCAGGAGGUGAUCUGGGCCCUCGGAGCAGGCUGUAGAGACAUCAUCUCCCUACAGGUGGCGCCAUUACACCCAUGCCAACAACCUGCUCGGUUCAGUAACCGCUGCCUGCAGACGAUCGGAAGAUGUUGGCCACACCUCCGCGCUCUUGGAGUGGGCGGGGCUGGAUGUGGCAUUCAGGGGCUGGCCUCCCUAGCAAGGAACUGCAUGCGCCUGCAGGUGCUGGAGUUGGAUCACGUCAGUGAGAUCAACCAGGAGGUGGCAGCAGAGGUUUGCAGAGAGGGCUUGAAAGGUCUGGAGAUGCUGGUGCUCACCUCCACACCAGUCACCCCCAAAGCACUGCUUCACUUCAACAGUGUUUGCCGUAACCUGAAGUCCGUCGUGGUUCAGAUUGGUAUAGAAGACUACUUUGAGGACCCCAACAGCCCUGAAGCUAGAAAAUUAUUCGAUGAGAUGGUUAACAAGCUGCAGGCUCUAAAGAAGAGACCCGGCUUCUCCAAAAUCCUUCACGUGAAAGCAGACAGUCUCUGCUAACAUCUUUUGUGCACAUUCUUCUUCAAGUCUUGGAGAGGCGCCAUCUUGGCUCAAGUCAAUCAAAAAGACCCAGCUGUUUUAAGCCCGCUCCACUGGGUUGAAUACGUCUGCAGCACCGACAGAAACAACAGAAGAUCGCCACGAUGAACCAGGACCAGGGCUCAAUGUGCAUACUCCACAAGUACAAACUUCAAACUGAAAGAAACUCAUUCACUAAACCAGUAAGGUGAAAUCAAUAUCAUGUUUCGGUAAGACUGAAAACCAGUCAGGAGGCUUAUUUUGAAUUAACGAUGGCAAUUAUAUCCCAUAAAGCUUACAGACUCAAAUAAGCCAACAAAACUGUCAGAUUCCUCUUUCUCAGCCGUCUUCUGCUUUCACCAUAAAAAUGGAUCGUGUCUUCACACAGAGCCAGGUCCCUUUAUUAAAACGCUUGGAGCCAGGUGACAGCGCUGUAUUAAACUGUCUGCAUCUACACAAUGCUUGACAUAUACUCGAGACUACCUUCAACACCAACAGUUCGUGGGCAGUGAGCACAUUAUAAGAUUUUCCACGGAGGUACAUAAAAAUGGCAGCAGGAGUAGGAAAUUGUAGAGAAAUUAAUUAUUAUUCAAGAGAUCUGUAUUUCUCAAGGUUAAGAGUCUUGAGAGGGGAGCUUUGUGCUUGUUGAGGAUUAAACAAAGGGUUUUACACCCUGCCUGCCCCGCGCUACUGUGAGGUCAACUUACUGCACCAGCUCCAGGCACAGUGGAGAGAGCACGGACAGCCUCCCUGUAACACACAGACAGUCUUCUUAGCCAUUUGCAUGGCAGCAAUGCAUUUACCCUCUUCUACCAUCCUCUCUGCUUCCUCAUGUGAACAGCGUCGUGUCACAAACCUGGACUCAGUGUUUCUUUGACGGUUGUAGUAACUCUGAGAGAACAGGACGCAGUAUCUGAUGCUGUUCAUUAACAAGACUGGAAGGAUGAUCCAUAAGGAAACUGGUGCCAUUUGUAACAGUUGUCUGUCCUCAUUCCAGUGAGCGUUUUCUCCAAUGUGCCAUUAAUGAGGGAAGAGGGACCAUGUACAGUAAGGCAGACGUAUAAUCUCUUCAAAUCAAAUGUAACGUAUUGGAGUUUGAAUUGAGUGUAAGCAGCUCUAACUGAGCAUAAGAGUGUAACAGUGUUUAUAUACCAUGUGACUUUCAUACUUCACAAUACUAAACAGUGCCAUUGCUAUUAGUAGUGUUUGUCAUGGCUGAGGCCCUGAUCAAUCCUUAUUUAUGUUUUUCAGCUGACACCCUCUGGCUCCCUCUGCUGGUCUUUCCAAGCACGUACACAGCCAACAGCCAGCUGGUGUGAUAUGACACGUUGCACUCUUUGCAGCAAGGAACAUGUAUCACAUUCACUAUUUUGCAGAAAUCAAAACCAAGAGAUCAGGUCUUCAGUAUCACCUUCAAAUUAGCAAUUUGAUUUGGUGCAAUUCGUGGCUACAAUUGAGUUUAGCCUACGUUGCAGAAAUUCGUAGCAAUACUGUAGUGACACUCCUCUGUGCUGCAGAUAACUUAAAGGGGGGUUCCAGUUUCACACAUCACAUCAUCAGUUUGUUAUUCUCAAGGAGUGCUACUCAGCCUGUGAAAACGGUUGCAUAAUAUCUUCUGGCUCAGGAGCUUUAUCAAGUCUGAGAAGUAACCCUCAUAAUGCUUAUCUCGGCUUCGAAAUACAAAUUUAUAGCACAGAAAGCUGCAGGUGGGCGGCAUUUAGUUUGAAAAAUGUGGAAAGAUACAAGGCAUGAGGGUCCAUAGUGAAGACUAUUCGUAGGAAUGGUUGGAGCUUGACCCUCACUAGGGACCAAAAGUCAGGAUUAUUCUGCAUUUGCUGCAUUGAUUCUUUUUAAUCAAUCUACUGAGAGUCCACACACAUUAUAAAAGUGCAAUACUGAAUCAGUGGAGCUCCUAUUAGAAGCUUACAAUCACUUUGCGUUAAAGAAAACAUGCACACAGUUUCGUAACAGGCUGAAUAAAUGAUUCACACAUCUGAUGGAACAUCACGUCUCUUCCCUUGCGACACGUUUACAGCCUGUUGCUUUACAAGUGGUUCAUUUUACCUUGCACACCUCAUUUGUCUCUACGACACACGUUAACAUUCGUGGGCGGAGCGUGCAACAGAGCAAGGUGGCCGAGCGGGCGUUUCUCACGAGGGCUCUUUAAAUUUUAAAAAGUCGAGGAGAGUUGAUGUUUUAGGGGUCUCUGCUUUAUUGUCAAAAAUGUUUAUGAGGACCUGCGUAGCUGCAUAUUGUAGUGAAGAUGUUCCAGGUGGAUGUGUGAGCAGAGUUGUGGGUGUUCAUUCCUUCAUGUUCUUCCAGUGCUGCAUAUUAUUAUCCUACACUGGUACUGAUUCAUUUGAGGGAAGUCAGUUUGUAAGGAAAGGUGUAAAACUUUACUGACACAAUAGAGAAAACACAAAGCACUUGUUGAUUUUAAGUUUUAGACAAUCCUGCCUUCGCUAUCCGCUACUCUGUACAUACUGUUUGUAAAAAAAAAAAGAAGAAGCAGAAAACAAGGAGAAAAAAAAAAAUGACCAACAUUUGAUGUUAUAUAAUAUUAAGGUCAUACUUAUGA
Messenger RNA from Cottoperca gobio, 5480 nucleotides. RefSeq names its product F-box protein 41 (gene fbxo41). The transcript is spliced from 14 exons. The record is from RefSeq and is a predicted model, not a curated record. Lineage: Eukaryota; Metazoa; Chordata; Actinopteri; Perciformes; Bovichtidae. Gene Ontology annotation, molecular function: protein binding. The coding region runs from base 377 to 2884 and encodes 835 amino acids.